Molecule: messenger RNA, 516 nt
Organism: Moneuplotes crassus
Lineage: Eukaryota; Ciliophora; Spirotrichea; Euplotida; Euplotidae
Source: the annotation of a GenBank genome assembly
AUGUCUCUGGGCAAAUUGUAUUCUCCACUGGAAAUAGCAAUAAUAGGAAACUGCGAUACUGGAAAAAGUAGUCUGGCUUAUCGAAUAUCUGAUUCGAAAUUUACUGGCAAUUAUUUUCAAACUAUUGGGAUCGAUUACAGAGUAACAAGUGUUAACGUCCAAUCUAAAGGGAUUGACAUCAGAAUUUGGGAUACUUCAAGUACAUUUUUGCAUAUGAAAGCCUGAAUUAAAUACAUUAUAAGAGUCGCUGGAAUGAUUGUUGCUUAUGAUAUCACCAAUAGAGACUCUUUCUCAGAAGUUGAGCAAUGGCUCAAUUUGAUUGAAAGGAAUUUUCCAUUUGUAAGAGCAAUCAUUCUUUGUGGCACCAAAGCAGAUUUAAAAGAUCAAAGACAAGUGUCAAAGAUAGAAGGAGAAGAGCUUGCAUUUGAAUACAACAUGAGCUUCUUCGAGACAUCUUCAAAGGAUGAUACGUAUGUAACUGAUUUAUUUGAAACAGCUGCAGCAGAAAUGCUGUAA